AUUAAUAUGGAUUUGCCAUCUGAAUAUUGGGCUAGGUAACGCAUAUAUAUUACAAAUGCAUGGAUGUAGUCAUGUAGUAUUAUUUGAAAUCAUAGCAACAUGUCUUGCAAGGGAGAGGUUGCGCUACGAUUGGAGGAAGUAUUGCUUCUCUUACCUUCAAAUCUCUUCAACGAGAUUUUUCAUGACUGCAACGGUCCAUUUCCACAGAGGUAUAGAGGAGGUAGCUACAAGGAUCGGAAGCCAAGGAUAUGGUACGCGUCGAACUACGGUUCCAUGAAAAAGCAAAGCGAUGAUGCUAGUUCUGCUCCAUUAAAGCCACGUGGCACUGGAGUGUUUCUUCCUGCGAGACCGGUGAGUAGCCCAGAAGAGAAGAGACCGCAGAAGAAGACAUGCCCCAUCAUCUCAUCUCGUUCCAAACAAGUUUUUCUUCCUAAGGAAUGGGCUUAUUAGUAAAAAGAAUUUUAUUGUCCCUGUGUAUUAGUGUAUACUAUUACAAGGCUAAACACACAAAAAUAAGUUUAAAUGUCCGUCUCUAGAGUUGGGACCUAUAGAUUAGUAUUGGGGAAGGUUUGAUGUUCACGCCAUACCAGUUAACAAUACAAAAGUUAGCUUCAGUUCUCGAAGACAAACAUAUGUAUAUCUAUCCAAAUGACCAGAAGAUGAAUAAAGGAUGAUUUGAAAAAGGUAUGUUUCCAU
Raphanus sativus (radish) is the source of this 696-nucleotide messenger RNA. RefSeq lists its product as uncharacterized. NCBI's taxonomy places the organism in Eukaryota, Viridiplantae, Streptophyta, Magnoliopsida, Brassicales, Brassicaceae. Bases 100 to 450 code for a protein of 116 amino acids. The transcript has 2 exons. The record is from RefSeq and is a predicted model, not a curated record.